AUGAUUUUAACAACUUUCUUUCUCUGUUUUAUUUCCGUUCUCUUUGUUUACUCAUUCUUUUGUUUGUUUCUUUGUUUCUUUCUUUCUUUCCACAUUGUCCAAUCAUUUCUGUCUUUAUAUUUCUUUUUUCAUCGUUUAUUUUUUCAAGUCAGUUUCUGUCAAGUUCCAUUAUUUCUAUCUUACUUUUUAAAUUGUAUUAUCUAUUUUAUUCCUCCUUUUUUUUCUAUACUUCUUUUUUCUUUCAUUCUACGUGUUCUAUCUAUCUAUCUAUCUAUCUAUCUAUCUAUCUAUCUAUCUAUCUUAUUUUCUUAUGAAACAAUAUAUUUUCCAAUUUCACUUAACUUUUUUUUUCGUUCUUUCUUUUUUUUAAUUCUUUCAUUACUUCUUUUCUUCCUUCUUGUGAUACUUUCUAUUUAUUCCAGUUUCAAACGUAAAAUUGCUUCUUUCUUUCUCUCUUUUAUUAUUUUAUUACAAUCUAAAUUUUCUUGUUUUCUUAUUUUUCUCUCUCUUCAUUUUUCUUUCCCUUCUAAUUAUCUUUUGCGUUUUUUUUUCCAUCUCCGUUAUUUUCUUUCUUUAUAUUCGUUUUUUCUUAUUUAUUUAUUUUUUCAACGUUUUUCUUUUACUGUCUCUCUUACAUUAUUCUUUAAUCUCAAUCCUUUAUUCCUUCAUUUCGCUUCUUUUUCCUCCUUUUUUAUUACGUCCAUUUUAUUUUAUAUUUUUACUUAUUAUUAA
Acanthosepion pharaonis is the source of this 732-nucleotide messenger RNA. Lineage: Eukaryota; Metazoa; Mollusca; Cephalopoda; Sepiida; Sepiidae. The record is from the annotation of a GenBank genome assembly.